CAGUAGCUUUCUCUGAAAUCGCAAUGCCUCUCCCCCUUCUGCUCUCACUUACGCUGCAGUGAAACUCUCCCGCCCAAAGAUGGCGAAAAAGAGGGACGAAAAGAGGGGACAGAGUUUAUUUUCUCUCUCUAAAAAAUAUUCUUCUGUAGCCUAGAGAGAGAAGAAAAGAUAAUUGCAGGAAGGGAAGCAAUAACGAAGAUGAAUAAAGGGGAAGUUGCUUAUUUCCUCUGUGUAUUAUCGCUUCUUCUGCAUCUCUGAGAGAGGUAUUGAGUCUUCUUGUCUAGCUCUGAGAGAGAGAGAAGGUGAGGAAUAAAGAAUUAUAGAAUUAAAGAAGAAAAGCGAGGGGAAAGCUGCUUCUUCUCUCUCUGUAUCAACUCUUCUUAUCAGUUUUUAGAGAGAGAAAGAAAGGACAAGGAGGAAACAGCCAUGCCUAGGGUUUCUGCUUUGGAUAUGCCCGAUGUUCCAAAGGGGCAGCUGCCAGAGCACCUCAACUUCCAGAGAACUCGUGUUCUCUGUGCUUCGGAUGCUGCUCUACACACAGAAGGUAUUCAGUACUCUGGAGCUUAUGCAUCUAUGGGGGUCGAUAAUAGUCUCAAUUUGGAAAAGUUUUGUGAGAAUUUCAAGGUUGAAGUGAUUGAUAUCAAGGAUGAAGAAAGUUCAGGUACAGAUUGGGAUAAAGAAAAUUCUAUUGAAUUCGAUAUGGUGGGCAUUGACGCUUCAUUGGCAAAUGCUUUCCGAAGGAUUCUCAUUGCUGAGGUUCCUACGAUGGCUAUUGAGAAAGUCCUAAUAGCAAACAACACAUCAGUAGUACAAGAUGAAGUGCUGGCUCAUAGGUUGGGUCUUAUACCUAUCAAAGUUGACCCCAGGCUAUUUGAAUAUAAAUCAGAAAAUGAUGCUGCUACUGAAAAAAAUACCAUUGUUUUUAAACUACAUGUUAAAUGUGGAAAGGACUCUACCCGUCUCACAGUGAAGUCGGAUCAAUUGAAGUGGCUACCAGGAGGGAGUGAGCUUCCAAUGGCAGCAGCCGACUCUUCUUCGAAAAUUAAAACAUAUACUUCAUUUAGUUGUAGCCAAGAUUCUCUGCCUGAAUUUUCAAACAAUCCAAUUACCCCUGCAUAUCCUGACAUUACCAUUGCUAGGCUUCGCUCAGGCCAGGAAAUCGAACUUGAGGCUCAUGUGGUAAAAGGACUUGGAAAAACCCAUGCAAAGUGGUCGCCUGUGUCUACUGCCUGGUAUCGAAUGUUGCCAGAGGUCGUUUUACUGCAAGAUGUUAGAGGUGAAAAUGCCGAGGAACUUGUAAAGAAGUGCCCUGCAAAGGUGUUUGACAUAGAGGAUGGUUAGUUGCUGUUUCUUCAAG
Molecule: messenger RNA, 1357 nt
Organism: Amborella trichopoda
Lineage: Eukaryota; Viridiplantae; Streptophyta; Magnoliopsida; Amborellales; Amborellaceae
Source: RefSeq, a predicted model, not a curated record